Xenia sp. Carnegie-2017 is the source of this 2085-nucleotide messenger RNA. RefSeq lists its product as uncharacterized. Gene Ontology annotation, cellular component: Golgi membrane. Gene Ontology annotation, molecular function: glycosyltransferase activity. The record is from RefSeq and is a predicted model, not a curated record. The transcript is spliced from 2 exons. Lineage: Eukaryota; Metazoa; Cnidaria; Anthozoa; Malacalcyonacea; Xeniidae. Gene Ontology annotation, biological process: protein N-linked glycosylation. The coding region runs from base 238 to 1755 and encodes 505 amino acids.
GUUUGUUCCACAGCUGGCCUCGCAACUCCGCCUAACGUCACUUCAAAACAUGGCAUCACAAAUGAAAGAAGGGUGGGAAAGAAAAUUCGUCGAUGGGAUGUGUAAAUAUUUGAAGAAUGGCUGGAAACUUAGCUUGGGUUUAUGGACCCAAAUACGUGGCACGUGGCUCAAAGACUUUUCUUCAUCAACGCGUUCAAGUGAAUCGGUUGUUUACAACCAUUUCGAUGCCUUCUAGUAAUGUCUACGCGAAUAUUAUCAAAUGUUUUUCCCGUCAGAUUUAUGCGUUUGUACAUUACAAGCGUCGUUGCUGUGAUUAUAGUAUUCGUAGUAUUCCAUUUUCAUUACUUAAAUUGGAACCCGGGAAACAAAUGCAACCUACUCGCUAAGGAAUUGUAUGUCAAUAAUGCUCAAGAACGAAUCAGGAAAGACAACGACUAUCUGGUUACGGCAAUAAGCUCAUACGAAUUUGAAUGGCUGUUGAAAUUCAUCGAUCGAUUAAUCGCUCAAAGUAACGGCUCUGACGACUUCGAGUUUAUAAUAUGGACUUUGAAUCUCCGUACUUGCGAAUCGGAAUAUUUAACGAGGUUGCGAAGACCUAGAAUUAGGUUAUAUCGCUUUCCUUAUCAUUUUUAUCCGCUGCACAUGAGGCAAUAUCAUAUAAUUGCAUUAAAGCCGAUUGUCAUAUCGAGGACGAUUGCCAUGUACGGAGAAGCCAUUUGGAUUGAACCAAACACACAAUUAUCGUUUCUUCUUACUGAUAUAUCACGAACUUUGAAUCACGGAGGAUUUGUUCUUGGCAGUGCAACAGCGUCGGAAUCCUCUCCGCAAUGCCCAGUUGGCGUUCUUGCUCUCAGCAUCUUCAGACACAACUCCUUUUUGACGGAUUGGGAAUGGUGCGCAAAAAAUGAGACAUGCAUCGCUAAAGUAUUGGAGAAAUCGAAUGACGAAGCGACAUCCGUUGUAGACAAGUUGCUGGAAUUUCAUAGAAAGAAGAAAGGUCUUAGUUGUUCGACUUUGCCGCUUAUAAGUGAUCUCGAAACCAAAACUGGAUCAUAUUUUGUUCAUGAAAGCUGGAAGAAGAAACACAGUAAAGAGUGUCAUCAACAUGACGCAUGUAUAUUAUCAGGGAGUCACAAGUUUUUUCUCGGUUGCCUUAAUCCAAUUCUUGGUCAACUGCGUGAAAAUAAAUUGAAGUAUGCCAAGCGACAUGGCUACGUGUUCUUGGACGAGACAUUUGGCUUCCAUCGUCCUGCUCCUUGCAACAGAGUUUGGAACAAGAUACACGCGAUUUUAAAGUAUCUUCCCGACUGCAAACUUUUGCUGUGGGCUGAUACCGAUACCAUGUUUGUUAAUAUGGAGCAAACACUGGAAGCAAUAAUGAAAUCCUAUAAAGUAGACCUUCUAUUAAGUUGGCCACCUAAGGCGAGACAAUUUAACGCCGGUGUAAUGCUCAUGCGCAGUACGCCGAGCGUACGCGAGUUUUUCAUCAAUGUUACAAUUCGAAAAACGUGGACGCAUAAUUGGUGUUCAAAUUUUGGAUUUGAGCAGUCUGCUAUUGCAGAUCAGCUCAUUAAUACAACAACUGUGAAGUACUUUGUUGAGAGAGAAUAUACGUUGCAAACCACGUGCGGUUAUCGUGGAAAGCAGUGUGAUUUAACUGAAAAGGAUUUUAUUUUGCACCCUGCUGUUGUCGAUUGCCCUAACUUGCAGCCUUUUUUCCAGACAUUUUUCGACAACCAUCCCAAAUUUUUUUGAUUCCAGAUACUGUAUUCAAAUUGAUGGAUACUUAAUGGAAAGUUUGAUUGUUCAAUGAAAAAUGGUCAAACACAAAGUUUUAUGUUUGUAUUUUUUUAGAGGAAAUAGCUAUAGGCGAGUGUACAACGAAACAAGCAACCAUGAAAAGUUGUGACAUUGAUAUGGACGACAAGAGAUGAGAUCUCAAAAUUAUCUCUACUGUAAGUGAAAAAUUCCUUCAACAACAAAAACAUGAAAUGCGUUAACUCAAGACCAAGCGAUGGAAAUAAUGUGUCACUUAUGAUUGUCAAUUUAUGAGGUUUAUGUAUUAAAACAAGCUGUCAGUGAUGA